AUGGCUUCAAUGUUUUCCCUCCUUAUAUCUUUUUCUACUGCAGUUUGUUAUCCACAGACUACUGGUUGGUACUACAACCAGCUAAAUGAACUGCAGAAACCAUACUACGAAGCGUUACAAGUGUGGUGCAAAGAGGGGAAUUUACCAAACGGUAAUAAUACCAUGUUCCUAACAUCAGACACUCGCCUUACAAAUAAAGUCAAACAAUCCGUCGUUCAAGCUUAUUCUACAGGUUCAAAUUCUGAAAUGCUAGAACAUUUUAGACUAGGCAUGAAGGCAUUUGAACUAGAGCAUCCAGAAGUAUUUUACGUUGAUUAUUCCAAAAUUAGCUUCAAAGUUUCAAAAACAACUACUAAUCUUUACACAGUUUUAUUCGGAUCCGUCACAACACCAUCUUAUUUAAUCAACAAUCUCACAGACGUCGAUGAUCUCAUAGAAACAUUUAAUACAUCAGUUAAUAACUAUAUCUCAAACGUAAACUCAAAUAUCGAAUUGAACAAUAAGAUUGGUGAUACAUACAAUAGAAUCGGCGCUGUAGAUACAAAUGUAAUCAACUAUUUGGAUUCACAAUACGGACUAUGGAUAAACUCUGCUUUUGGCGCUAUCGUUUACAAUAAAGCGACAGCCAUUGGCAUAGCGAAAGCGUAUAGUUUAUAUCUUACUCUCCUUAAAGUACCGAACGUUCUCUGCGAAGGAACAGCCAAAAUCGACGGGAACCUUAAAGCUCAUUCUUGGAUUGUUUUGCAGAUCAACAACAAGCUUUAUCUAUCAGAUCCAGUCAUAAAAAUUAUGUUCGGCACUUCUUCAGACUUUGAAGAGAAAAACUACGGCGGUUCAGUCGAUUUUGAUCUCCCUGUCACUACAUUGACAUUUAAUGACUUCAAAUACUUCGAAAUGCCAAACAUGAUUGGAAUUACAUACCAUGACUACACCUCCAGUGAGAUGGAAGCUCACAAUUUGCUUCUUGUCUACAGAGUCUUCACAACGAGUUCCGCCGGCCAGUGGAUGCCUGUUCAAUACUUACCAUCGAGCAAUGUAUAUUACGUGCUUUUACUCAACCUUGAUUUCAUGGCCCUUCAAUUCGGCAUUUUACCGAAAUCGAAGACCACUUCAUAUGAAGACAGGGCUACAUCGAACCAGGACGUAUACAGAAGAUCGCCACUCAUAUGGUCAACCACAGCAACUUCGAAAGUCCACAAUUUCAACAUUGACGUUGCAAAUGUCUAUCCUAUGUACUCCAUUGACCGUGCAUCCAACACCUACCUACUCGACUACAACUACACUUUCUGCUUCCAGCUCUCAGAGAAGUACCAGCUCGUAGACAGCAAAUCUCCCAUCCAAAUCAACGUCAGCAGGACUGUGAAUGGCGAGACAAAGUACGAACUCAUCAAUACUACUGGCGAUGGAGUAAUAAACAUCAGAUUCAACUUCAAAUCAUUCCAAGAAGAUUCGCAGGAAUCGCAGGUUAUCUACUCCUUUGACAUCGCGAACGUGGUCGGACUUUACAACGCGAGGAAGUUCACCGGCCGGAAGCUCACUUUUUGCCAGAACCAGGCUUAUUUCGGUUCAUCCUUCGUGUCAUCUUCCGCUGUGCUUCCUGUUUCCGAUUUCCCAGCCUUGCUUGUCGACAACAACGCUAAUGUCACAAGGUGCAAGCUCAACGGCAAGAACUUCAACGCUUAUAAUCCAAAUGACAUCAAAUUAGUCACAAACAUCGAUGGUAGCAAGUACGACAUCUCGCUCCAGUUCGUCGGCCAGAGCGCAGAACUCAGCGAAGGCCAGAAAGUAACAGUCCAAGUACCAUUCCCAGCUGAUUACAACGCUUCCAGUCCAAAGAAGUACAUAGUAAAGCACACAGUUAACGGUGUAAACGAGACUAUCGUUCCGGCCAAUCUUCCAACUGGUCUUUUAAUUUCGGUUUCAUCCUUCAGUCCAUUUUACGUCGAAGAGGCAUCAAAACCCGAGGAAGUGUCUCUAUAUGUUAAGACCGACAAUGGAGAAGUCCACGUUUACAGGCAGAACUCAGAUGAAGACAUUGUCAACAAAGUUUUGUCUCUUCCAUCGAAUACGGACCUUUCCUUCGACAUAAAGAUCAGCGACAACUCCACCGCCAUCAACAAAGUCUUCUUCAACGGCGAAAUCAUUCAGGUCAAAAACGAUCAAAUCCAAGUUGUCCUCAAGAACGCUUCGAAUGUCAUAGAGAUAUUUACUUCCACUAAGAAGAUAGUCGCAAUGGAACAGGCGUUGAACCUUACUUCAGUGUUCGUUACUUCAAAUCUGAUUUCGAACGCCCUUGCAGCCAAAACUCCGAUAUCUAACCUUGACGCGGAUGAACCAGUCUGGCCUCCGAUAUUCCAGGAGUACUCAAACGGUUCGAAAUCCCCAGUUUUCGUAACAAAUCCGCCAUCAAAGUCAGAUUCAACAUCGCCACCAGCCGUUAUCACUCCAAUUGUUGACAACCCUACUGAACCAGCGAGUUCAGACAGCGACCCAUCAAAGAAGAUGUCUAAACCAGCUUAUGUCGCACUUUUGUUCUGUUCUGUCCUUGCUUUCUGUUUCGUGGUCAUCGCGAUCUUCUUCAUCGGAAAGACAAGGUCAGACAUCAAGAGAAUGGACAAGAACAUCCUCGGUCUCGAUUCCAGUGAAGAUGAUGACAACAACACAACAUCUAGUUACAUUGAUGAGAAAGAGACCCCACUUUAA
Trichomonas vaginalis G3 is the source of this 2703-nucleotide messenger RNA. RefSeq names its product immunoglobulin family. NCBI's taxonomy places the organism in Eukaryota, Parabasalia, Trichomonadida, Trichomonadidae. The record is from RefSeq and is a predicted model, not a curated record. The transcript has a single exon. Bases 1 to 2703 code for a protein of 900 amino acids.